This is a messenger RNA of Diospyros lotus (date-plum), 1465 nucleotides long. RefSeq names its product 1-aminocyclopropane-1-carboxylate oxidase homolog 12-like. The coding region runs from base 84 to 1163 and encodes 359 amino acids. Lineage: Eukaryota; Viridiplantae; Streptophyta; Magnoliopsida; Ericales; Ebenaceae. The record is from RefSeq and is a predicted model, not a curated record. The transcript is spliced from 3 exons.
CUAUAUAUAUAUAUAUAUAUAUAAACAGACCUGUUCUGAUUGAUCCUAUCGUCUGCACAUUUGCAUUUGCCACCAACAGUAAGAUGGCAAGAGUAGAGAUGAAGAUGAAGAUGAUCAGCAGCAACCCAUCUGUUAACGAGGCUGGCUGCUUUGAGGACAGGGCCAAAGCAGCAAUGAAGUUCGACCAAACCAAGGCCGGGGUCAAGGGGCUCCUGGAUGCCGGGGUGGAGAAGAUACCCAGCAUCUUCAUCCACCAGCCGGAGAGCCGGGCCGGGGACACGACAACCGGCACCGAGCAAGACCUCCAGAUUCUGAUGAUCGACCUCAAAGGCAUCCAUGGCGGUGGAAGAUCAGAGACUGUCGAGGAAGUUAAGGAAGCGGCUCGGGAAUGGGGGUUCUUUCAGAUUGUCAACCACGGAGUGCCAUUCGGUGUCAUGAAGGGGCUGCUGGAAGGCGUUCGACGAUUCCACGAGCAGCCCAGCGAGACUAAGGAGGAGUUCUACACACGAGAGUUUACAAAGAGAGUGACAUACUACUCGACUGGAACUCUCCAUAUCAAUCAAACUGCCCACUGGAGGGACUCACUUUCGGUUGACUUUCCAGACGGCAACCCAGACCCCGAAGGCCUACCCCCGGUUUGCAGGGAAGCAUUUGUGGAGUAUGUGAGCAGCAUGGUUAAGCUAAGGGAUGUCUUGUCCGAGUUAUUCUCAGAGGCGCUGGGGCUUGGGCGCGGCUACCUUUCAGAAAAGGAAUGCAUGGAGGAUCUGAAACUGGUUUGCCACUACUACCCGGCUUACCCCGAGCCAGACCUGACCAUGGGCAUAACCAAGCAUUCGGAUCCAUAUUUCCUCACUGUCCUGUUGCAAGACAGUAUCGGUGGCCUCCAAAUCCUGCACCACGAUCGCUGGGUCGAUGUGCACCCUGUGGAGGGUGCUUUUGUCAUCAACCUUGGCGACUUCAUGCAGCUUAUCACGAAUGACAAGUUCAAGAGUGUGGAGCACAGAGUGGUGGCUAGGAGGGUUGGUCCGAGGCUCUCAGCUGCGAGUCUCCUCUUCCCUAGUGUUAAGAACAAAUACAAAACUUAUGGCCCUCAUGAAUACUUUCUAAAGUUCGCUUCUAUUGGACUUGAUGGCACCCAGGGCCUUCCUCAUUUCAGGCUGUGAUUCUCACCCACUCCAGCCAUGGAAUUACUCCUACAAAGCACUUGAAUAAUCUGUAAUCUCUUGUUGCAUAUGUCUCCAUCACUUGCUUCAAAGCAUUCUAAAAUGGUUCAUAUGUUUUUUUAAGUAUAGAUGCUGCCCCUGUCUCUACUAUAUCACUGUAUUUCAAGAAGGAUGAUAAAUCCAUAGAUCAGGACAUGGAGAUUGAGAUGGAACCAUUCCCUUGAUUCUCAGAUCAAUCUCCCAGCUCCAUGUAUAAUCGAGAAGAAAUCAAGGCUAAAAGAUGUGGUGCUUUUUAUAUGUUA